UUUUUUAUGUAUUUAAUUAAUUUUUAUUUUAGACUAAGCAAUAUAAUAUUAAUUUAUGUAGAAAGGCUUAUGUUUUUGCAAAUGAUAAGUGGACAUCACACCUUGACCUUAAUUGAGCAAUAGGGCUUGGUGCACUAACACUAACCAUCAGUUAAAAUAUAUCAACUGAAUCCACUGUCAAUGUUGUUCUUGUUUUAAUAAGACAUCAUCAAUGACAUUUUUGCAGUAAAUGUUUGGUGGUUUUAAAAAGUUUGGGUAAAAUGAAAACAUUCAUACUUUUGUUGAGUGCUAUUAAUGCUGUUGCUUGUUACAAAACUGUUGUUCUUAUUCAUGGUGUCCUUAGUGAUGCAUCCCAUAUGAUUGAUAUGAAAGGUAUAAUUGAGAAGCACCAUCCUGGAACAAAUAUAAUUUUGUUAAAACUAUAUCCUGAAAUUGAAAGCUUUGUUCCUCUUCCAAGACAAUUGCGAUUUUGGAGUGAAAAACUAAAACCAAUCAUGCUGAACAAUCCUGAUGGAAUUCAUCUAAUUUGCCAUUCACAAGGGGGUCUCAUAUGCCUUGGUAUUAUUGAGCAAUUUAAAGAUCAUAAUGUGCAUACAUUAAUUACUCUUAGUUCUCCGCUCUCUGGACAAUUUGGAGUACCGGCUGAAAUGGUACAAUUUAUACCCUGGCUAAAUGGUACACGUGAGGCUUUAUCUAAAUAUAUGUAUACAGUAAUUGCACAAGAUACUUUUGCUAUUAGUAAUUAUUGGAAAGAUCCUAGAGAAGAAUAUUUACACUUUUAUGAAUCAUAUGCAAGCUAUCUUCCUCUUAUUGAAAACAAUCCUCGCUGUAAGAAAGUUAUUCAUGAAGAAGCCAUUGAACGAAAAAAAAAUUUUUUGAAACUAGAAAAUCUUGUCUUAAUUGGUGGACCUCAAGAUGAAGUUAUCAAACCCUGGCAAUCUAGUUUGUUUGGUUUUUUUGAUAGCGAUCUAAAGGUGGUUGACAUGGCAAAUCAAACUAUGUUUAUUGAAGAUUGGUUUGGUCUUCGUACAUUGUAUGAAAGAGGCAAAGUUUAUUUAUUUACCAUACCAAACGUACGUCAUGAGGAAUGGCAUGGUGACGAGAAUGUUUUCGAAAUUGCAAUGAAAAAGUUUUUAGUUUAAGUACAACAUUCCGGAAAAAAAAAAUUUUAUUUCUUGUAUUUAGUUAUCAAUUUUUAUAUAAAUAGUUGUUUUUUUUCUUUCAUUAUAUAAUUUUUCUU
Messenger RNA from Hydra vulgaris (swiftwater hydra), 1240 nucleotides. RefSeq names its product lysosomal thioesterase PPT2-B. Gene Ontology annotation, cellular component: lysosome. The record is from RefSeq and is a predicted model, not a curated record. Lineage: Eukaryota; Metazoa; Cnidaria; Hydrozoa; Anthoathecata; Hydridae. Gene Ontology annotation, molecular function: thiolester hydrolase activity.